AUGUCAAAAUAGUGGGAGUGAGUGCGAGAGGAAAACAAAUUUUGCGAUUCUUUGGGAAUUUUCGGGCAUAAAAUGAGAGGCAGCAGAGGACAAUGAGAUGGAUGACAGCGCCUUUGAUACAUCCAGUCAGGAUUCCAGCGUGGUGGAGAUGAAUAAUUCGCGCAGUGUCUUGCACAAAAUCGCCAAUCUCUAUGCUGAGCAACUCAUGUCCGAUAUCUGCCUGGUGGUCGGGAACAACCGAUAUCCCGCCCACAGGGUCAUCCUCUGCGCCAGCAGCGAGGUCUUCCAGGUGAUGCUGAUGAACGCGGAGUGGAACGAGUCUCGCGAGAGUGUGAUUGAGCUGAAGGAGGAUCCCUGCUGCUCGAUGGUGUUCCCGCAGUUCCUCAAAUACCUCUACGUGGGCCAGAUCCGAAUAUCCCUGCAGACGGUGAUGCCCAUGCUGGCGCUCGCCGACAAAUACAACAUCAAGGAUCUCGUGCAACUCUGCGUGGAUUACAUGCUGAAACACAUCGCCAAGGCGGCCACGCAGGGCUAUCUAGUCUCCUGGCUCCAGUACACCAUCUCCUUCAGUCCCUACCACCAGGAGGUGACGGACGCCUGCCAGCGCUUCAUGAAAUGGAACCUGGAAAUAGUCGCGGACUCGAAGGACUUCGUGGACUUGGACGUGAGCAUCCUGAUUGUGCUGCUGCAGCAGAACGAUCUGGUGCUCAAGAGUGAGUUUGACCUGUUCACAUAUCUGGAGAAGUGGCUGAUGUUCCGGAAGCAGCAGAUCGAGACUGAGGGCAGCGGAUCCGCCGAGGAGCUGAACCACCAGAUUCAGCAAUUGCUCGAAAACACAGUCAUUCACAUCCGCUUCGCCAUGAUGACACCGCUGGAGCUCGCGAAUCUCCUCUUGCGCCCCAUCGUGAGUCUCAACAAGGCGUUUUUCGUGGACCUCAUCGCCAUCGGGAUGUGCUACCACUCUGGCCAAGAGGAGCGCGUGACGGAGAUUCGACGGAGUGAAGCGGGGCAGCUGCAAUUCACGCCGCGCCUCUACACGACGGACGUCUGGGGGCUCAGCAUGAGCAUCAAAGAGUUCGAGAAGUGCGAGGACUUCCAGAAUGUCGCCGCACUGUUCUUCUCCAAGAGCAACCUCUCGGAGUACCAGGAAGAUCAGACAAUUACGUGGGAGCUGGACUUCUUUCCGCGCGGCAUUCGCUUCAAUCGCGCCAAGUUGAUCAAUGUGUACAACAUCAGUGUCCAGGGCGUGGACAUUCCGGAAGCCAUCCUCAAAACCGUUCGCCUGCGAGUCACGUGCAAGGAUGAGCAUCUCAAGGGUGAGAAGCGUUUCAAGAUCGGUGUCCUCAUCACUGGCGUCCAGAACCAAAUCACUCACAUUCGCACGGUGCACGAGAGGAUUCACUACUUCUCCCGCAGCAAUCGGGUGCUCAAUAUUGACAAUUUACUGCCAUAUGAGGAGCUGGAGCUGUGCUCCAUCAAGCUGAGUCCGCAUCUCACGGGAGAUGACCGCGACACCCUCACGAUUCAGGUGAUCAUCGCCCCGAUGGGCCCCUUUGUGUGUCACGAGACGCCCGCCUUCGACUUCAAGUGAGCCCAUCGAGACGGCUGGGCCCAAGUCGCCCACAGAGUAAUUUGUUGUUGAUAUAAUGUUUGAUAGGAAUCCACUUGUGUAUAUAAUUGAUAAUGGACAAAUGAAGGAGAGAUUCUUUAACUGCGCCAGAGUUUCGCUCUGU
Phlebotomus argentipes is the source of this 1733-nucleotide messenger RNA. It is a transcript of the gene Tango10, whose product is annotated as BTB/POZ domain-containing protein 17. The transcript has 3 exons. NCBI's taxonomy places the organism in Eukaryota, Metazoa, Arthropoda, Insecta, Diptera, Psychodidae. Bases 98 to 1591 code for a protein of 497 amino acids. The record is from RefSeq and is a predicted model, not a curated record. Gene Ontology annotation, molecular function: protein binding.